Aureobasidium pullulans EXF-150 is the source of this 1806-nucleotide messenger RNA. Its product is annotated as MFS general substrate transporter. The transcript has 6 exons. Bases 1 to 1485 code for a protein of 494 amino acids. Gene Ontology annotation, biological process: transmembrane transport. Gene Ontology annotation, molecular function: transmembrane transporter activity. Gene Ontology annotation, cellular component: membrane. The record is from RefSeq and is a predicted model, not a curated record. NCBI's taxonomy places the organism in Eukaryota, Fungi, Ascomycota, Dothideomycetes, Dothideales, Saccotheciaceae.
AUGUCGGUUGACGAGAACAAGAUUGCCGUACAACACGUCGAGGACUUCGACAAGGAGCAUCAUGUCCAGACUGAAUUCGAAGACCUCCCAGAGUCUCUGCGUGAGCUUAGCACGCAUGAGUUGACCAAGAUGGGCAAAUGGACGACUAUGAAAAUGGACCUCAUCAUCAUGCCCGCCUUGACUAUUCUCUACAUCUUAAACUAUCUGGACCGUCAGAACAUCGCUGCCAGUAAGUUGGCCAACAUAAUGGUCGACUUGGACAUGUCUGUCCAACAGUACAACACAUGCGUGUCAAUUCUGUUCGUAGGAUACAUCCUCAUGCAAAUACCCUCCAACUUGGUGCUCAGUAAGAUUCAAUGGCCAGCUGUGUGGAUAUGUAGUGCUGUCGUGGGAUGGGGUGCAGUCUCAGCAGCUACUGCCGCAGUGCACUCAUUCGGCGGUCUGCUUGCCUGUCGUUUCAUGCUUGGGUUCGUUGAGGCUGUAUUCUUCCCCGGAGCUUUCUACUACUUGUCCAUGUUUUACAACAGAAAGCAGAUUGCUCUCCGUACUGCUAUACUUUAUUCUGGUUCUCAGCUCGGUAAUGCUUUCGGAACACUGCUGGCGAUUGGCAUACUUGAGCUCGACGGUCACGCCGGAUUGGAAGGCUGGAGAUGGCUCUUCCUGAUUGAAGGUGUCAUCACGAUAGGCAUAGCACUGGCUUUUGUCACCUAUCUUCCGAACUCCAACAAGAAGAUCUGGACCUUUUCGCAACAACAGCUUGACUGGCUGAAGUGGAACUAUGAAAGAGAUCAAAAGCAGCAAGACGAAUCGAACGAGGUCACAGCAUUACAAGGCUUCUUGCUUGCGGUCAAGGACCCUAAGACCUGGCUCAUGUGCGGCACCCUUUACGCUACGUAUACUGCAGCUGCAGUCAACAAUUUCUUCCCCACCGUUGUUGGUGGUCUUGGGUUUGGCCGAAACAUGACAUAUGUACUGACUGCGCCGCCAUUCAUUCUCUGUGUGGUGGCAAUGCUAUGUAACGGCUUCCACAGCGAUAAGAUGGGAGAACGCUAUCUGCACAUUGCUUUGCCCUUGACGAUUACGGUCGUGGCAAACAUCAUUGCCGUCAGCACGCUUAAUGUCGGUGCACGUUACUUCGCGAUGUGCCUGAUGCCAUUGUCCUUCUACAGCUCUGCCAUUUGCCAGCUCUCGUGGAUUUCAGGCUCACUAUCACAACCGGCAGUCAAACGUGCGGCUUCAAUUGCCAUCAUCAACGCUAUUUGCAACACUCCCAACAUCUGGACCAGCUAUCUCUACUACGACUCUCCUCGAUAUGUGGCUGCUUUUUCGGUGAAUCUGGGCGCUGCAGUUGUGGCUUUCCUGAGCGCUACUGCCAGUUACUUUUAUUUGAGGAGGCAGAAUCAGAGAUUGGACCAGGGGAAGCCGAUGGGUAGUUCCGGACCUACUCCUGUGCAGCAGGCGAACGGCUUCAGAUAUAUGUUGUGAUCUAGCUGAAGAUUUGCAAUCCUCAUCCAUCGUCAUCUCAAUAUGGAAAUUUAGCUAAGCGACUCAUUAUGUACAACACGCCUAGUAUUCGAGCUAUUUGCCCGUGCCGUCGAUUUCAUACCUCCCAUUGUUCCAGUCCGCCUCGUAUGCAUGCGUCGUGGGACCUGCGUUUUGCGGUACAUGGUAUGGUUGUUGAGGCGACAUGACAGCGUUCGAGCUAGGUGCGUAGGUAUCUUGCUUGAGGGAUUGCAUCUCUUUCUUCAAGUUCUUGACUUUUCUCAUCAUCCAGAGCAUUCCGACCAGUGCGAUGAUGCAAGCGAC